Toxorhynchites rutilus septentrionalis is the source of this 473-nucleotide messenger RNA. Its product is annotated as cytochrome c oxidase subunit NDUFA4-like. The transcript has 3 exons. The coding region runs from base 126 to 410 and encodes 94 amino acids. The record is from RefSeq and is a predicted model, not a curated record. NCBI's taxonomy places the organism in Eukaryota, Metazoa, Arthropoda, Insecta, Diptera, Culicidae.
AUCCUAUACCUUCGUACAAUUUUUUUCGCAUACCAAAGCAACCCGUUUUCAAGAAAAAAGGAAAAUUUUCAAUCAUUCAAAUUCAGAACUCAAUUUUACAAGACAUCAAAGCGCAAGCAAUCAAAAUGCGAGGUUGGGGUUUUCGUGAAAUGCCCAAGCAUCCAUUGUUGUGGCCAGUGUACGCUAUAUGCAUUGCCGAUUUGUGCUGGCUUUCCUUCCACAUCGUGCGCACCUCGCUGUACAAUCCGGAUAUCGUUUGGGAUCACAAAAACAACCCCGAGCCCUGGCAGGAUCACAGAGAUAAGCGCUAUAGGCUUUGGGCAGGAAACUACGACUAUUCUAAGCGUCCCUGUCUUGCGCCGAUAAUCAAAGAUGGCCAGGUGAUUCCAGUUGAGAAACCAAAGGAAUGAUUUUGAAUUUCCGAGAUAUAAAAAAUUUACAGUAACAAUAAACACGAAUAUAUUUGUUUUUCA